Calliphora vicina (urban bluebottle blowfly) is the source of this 917-nucleotide messenger RNA. RefSeq lists its product as uncharacterized. Gene Ontology annotation, molecular function: DNA binding. The record is from RefSeq and is a predicted model, not a curated record. The coding region runs from base 105 to 854 and encodes 249 amino acids. NCBI's taxonomy places the organism in Eukaryota, Metazoa, Arthropoda, Insecta, Diptera, Calliphoridae. The transcript has 3 exons.
UAAUGUCACAAUAAUAAGUUGAAUUGUUUAGUGAAUUAUUAACUUUAUUUAUUAAAUUUGGUUCAUUACAUUUGUUAACAUUUAUAUAUUAAAAAUCGAUAAAAAUGGUGAAAACUCCAAAUAUUGUGCGAACUAUCAAAACCACAAAAGGCGACGCAUCGUACUCAGUGUAUGAUUUAUUAAAUGAAGUAAAAUGCAGACCGAACAUUUGGCAAGUUCAUCAUAUUGAUCAUUCGGAUCGUACAGAAUUUAACAAUAGUUGGCGUAGUAUUGCUGGUAUCCUAGUUCAACAUUUUCAACAAUUGGAUGAGGAUGAACAAAAUACAAUAACAACAAAUUUGAAAAAUGUCUAUGCUAAGCUAAAGUGUGAUUUAAUGCUUUUCAUAAAAUAUAAAAAAGCAAACGAUAAAAGGUAUCGUUUAUUCAAUUUUGGCCGACAUAUGGACUUUGUUUUACAAGACCGUGGCUUAAAAGUUCAUGAAGUUUUUAGUCAAGAAGAACUAGAUGAAAUGGACUUGUUUGAAAGAAGAUUUAAACAAACAUAUGUACCGAAAAGAUUAAAUAAUAUAAAUUCGGAACUAACGGACCCUUGGUCAUUUAUGGUAAAUGAAACCGAGGAGCAACCUUUCAGCAAUAAUUUAUCUGAACCAAUACCUCAUUGCAAUGAUGGAACUGAUAUGGGUGAGAUAGCGCAAUAUAAUGGUGCAUACAGAAGACAAAAACGUAAACCAAAAGAUGCCGAUCAGGCGUUCUUUGAUUCUAUUAAACCCUGGUUACGUAAAAUGACUGGAGCUCAGAAGUUAGACUUCAAAAUAGAAUUUUUGCAAAGUCUUAAAAAACAUCAAGAAUUAUGAAUUAUUACUAUAUACAUAUGUAUGAAUAUUUUAAUAAGUAGUUAUUUUUGAAUAUUUUUAUAA